This is a messenger RNA of Eriocheir sinensis (Chinese mitten crab), 3697 nucleotides long. It is a transcript of the gene Plc21C, whose product is annotated as 1-phosphatidylinositol 4,5-bisphosphate phosphodiesterase classes I and II-like. The transcript is spliced from 26 exons. Gene Ontology annotation, biological process: phosphatidylinositol-mediated signaling; lipid metabolic process. Gene Ontology annotation, molecular function: calcium ion binding; phosphatidylinositol-4,5-bisphosphate phospholipase C activity. Lineage: Eukaryota; Metazoa; Arthropoda; Malacostraca; Decapoda; Varunidae. The coding region runs from base 83 to 3682 and encodes 1199 amino acids. The record is from RefSeq and is a predicted model, not a curated record.
CUUCACUUCUCUACUCCUCCCUACACUGACCCCACGGGCUUACUCCUCUCCCUCUCUCCCCCCACAGGACAGCUCGGCGGGGAUGCACGUUGUGGUGAAGGUGGACCCCCAAGGCUUCUACCUCUACUGGAAGAACACCAACAACCCCGACGCCGAGACGGAGGUGCUGGACAUGAUGACGAUUCGAGACACAAGGAGAGACAAAUUCGCCAAGGUCCCCAAGGACCCCAAGAUGACCCUCCGCACCGGGGGCUCGACGGAGAUGGUUGAGCCCAAGUGUCUGACGGUCGUACACGGGAACAACUUCGUGGACGUGUCUUUCGCUAACUUCAUCGCCCAGAAGCCCGAGAUCGCGAAGCUGUGGGCGGAGGAGAUCCUGCGUAUGGCGUACAACCUGGUGGCCAUCAACGCCUCGCCCAUCACCUUCCUCAACAAGGCGUACACGAGGCUCAAGCUGGCAGCGGACCGGCACAACAAGAUCUCCGUCAAGAACAUCAUCAAGCUCUUCGCCCGACACGGAGAUGACAAGAAGAAGGUGGAGACGGCGCUGGAGGCUUCUGGGCUGCCGUCAGGGAAGACCGACACCGUGUCCAUGGAGAAGUUCAGCUGGGAGACGUUUCUGCAGUUUUACCACAUGCUGACCAACAGGGUGGAGGUGGAGCGCGUCUUCUGCCAGCUCACGGGCCAGGAGUACAGCGCCACCCGCAAGACCAAGCUGCAGGGCAUGAACAUGGAGCAGCUGGUCAAGUUUCUGAACGAGGAGCAGCGUGACCCGCGGCUCAACGAGAUCCUCUACCCCUACGCGGACGGCGCCAAGGCCCGGGAGGUGCUGCUCGACUACGAACCACACAAGGACAACAUCGCAAAGAAUGUGCUGAGCUUCGAGGGCUUCCUCAAGUACCUGAUGUCCGACGAGAACACGGUCAUGUCCAUGGAGAAGGCCGACCAGUACGCCGACAUGGACCAGCCGCUCUCACACUACUUCAUCAACUCCUCGCACAACACUUACCUCACAGGCCACCAGUUCACCGGCAAGUCCUCAGUGGAGAUGUACCGUCAGUGUCUCCUGGCCGGCUGCCGCUGCGUGGAGCUGGACUUCUGGAACGGCCGCCUGGAGGAGCCUGUCAUCGUGCACGGCUUCACGCUGGUGCCGGAAAUCAGUGCAAAGGAGGUGAUAGAGAGCAUCGCAGAGUCCGCCUUCAAGACCUCGGAGUGGCCGGUCGUCCUGUCCUUCGAGAACCAUUGCAACCCGAGACAGCAGGCCAAGAUCGCUGGCUACUGCAGGGAGUUCUUCGGCGACAUGCUGCUCGACAGUCCCCUAGAGAAUUAUACUCUGGAGCCGGGGGUGCCUCUGCCAAGUCCGUCGAGCCUCAAGCGCAAAAUCAUCAUCAAGAACAAGAAGAAACAUCGCAUCCACCACCCCCGCGUCAACACACAGUCCAGUCACUCGCAGUUCCACGUCGACCUCAACCAGACCCGGGAACAGCGGCCGCUCGAGAUGCAGGGCAACGGAGAGAUCCCGAGGCCCAUCAUGGAGAAGGAGGGGUCCCGGGAGUCCUCCGAGGAAGAGAACGAGGUAGCCAACGCCUUUCCCCACCUGGCCAGGCUGAUAGGAGAGAUACCAGAUGGGGGCGGCGUGGACAUUGAGAGUUCCAGCUCCGACGAGGAAGAGCAACUCACCAAUGAGGACAUACAGGAACCAGGAUCCACUAUCCCUGUGAGCAUUGAGCAGGGCGGUGACGCAGAGGAGGAGGCAGGCGCAGAAAUAUCGGCCCUAGUCAAUUACGUUCAACCCGUUCACUUCCACUCCUUCGAGGCGGCAGAAAAGCGAAACAGGAGCUACGAAAUGUCCUCCUUCGUCGAAACACAGGCCAGCAACCUCCUCAAAGAGUCGCCGAUGGAAUUUGUCAAUUACAACAAGCGCCAGCUGUCGAGGGUGUACCCGAGGGGCACCAGGGUCGACUCCUCCAACUUCCUCCCCCACCAGUUUUGGAACGCCGGCUGUCAGCUGGUGGCGCUCAACUACCAGAGCUUAGAUCUCGCUAUGCAGUUGAAUCUUGGGAUCUUUGAGUUCAACAACCGGUCGGGGUAUUUACUGAAGCCGGACUUCAUGAGGAGACCCGACAGGAGGUUCGACCCCUUCGCCGAGUCCACGGUGGACGGCAUCAUCGCUGGCACAGUGUCUGUCAAGGUCAUAUCGGGUCAGUUCCUCUCCGACAAGCGCUCCGGCUGUUACGUGGAGGUGGAGAUGUACGGCCUACCAGCAGACACCGUGCGCAAGAAGUUCAAAACCAAGAUAUUCCCGAACAACUGUAUAAACCCACUCUGGGACGAGGAGCCAUUUGUGUUUAAGAAGGUAGUGUUGCCGGAGCUGGCCACGCUGAGGAUAGUGGCGUACGAGGAGGGCGGCCGCGUCAGUUUAGGCAACCGAGUGCUCCCCAUCGUCGGCUUAAGACCAGGCUACAAACACAUCACCCUGCGCAAUGAAGCCGGGCAGCCGCAGGGCCUCUCAACGCUCUUCGUGCACGUUAAGGUUGGAGAUUACGUUCCACACGGCCUCAGCGACUUUGCCGAGGCCUUGGCCAACCCCAUCAAGUACCAGAGUGAGCUGGACAAGAGGGCGAAGCAGCUGGAGGUGUUCGACGAUGAGGAGGAUACAGAGGAGGGCGGGGAUAAGAACCUUCCCGAGGCGCCCAGCAAGCAGCGCGACUCCUUCCGUGCCAGUCAGGGGGCGGGCGGCGACGGCACGCUUGGCCCGGGGGAGGACGGCCAGCGCGGAGCCACACGGACGCGCAGCAACGGGGAGGUGCCAGAGGGCGGCGGCACGCGGGAAAACACUCCACACGGCCCACGUCGCGAGAACUCUAUCACCCCCAAGGCACACUUAAAACUAAGCGAAGACAAGGCUGACCGCGACAAGGAGGGGACACUAACUCUCCUAGAAACCAGCAAGCUUCUCAACGAGCCCGAGAGGUUAGAAAAACUUUGGACCCACAAGAGCGUAAGAGAGAAGAAGCUGGAGCUGGAGAAGAGUCUGGAGAAGCUAAAGAAAAAAUACGAAAAGGACCGGCAAAAUCUUGAACAGCAGCAGCAGAAAAAGCGAUCCCAAGUGCAAAAGACUCAUACCAAGCUUAUGAAAAAAUAUUCCUCCAGUAAACCCAUGGACACGGUGGGGCUGGUGAAGCGCGAGAGCUCUCAGGAACUGGGCAUGGUGCAGGAGGAGCUGGACAGCCGCCUGCAGGAGCUUGAGAAGGUGCACCAGGCGAGUCUCAAUGACCUCCGGCAGACGCUCAUCAUCAACGAGAGGAAGCUGCAGGAGAAACACCACGAGCCUAUAUACAGUGCGCUGGACAAGGCGAUGCGUCUGUCCCAGUCGGCGCAGCUCAAGGCCCUCCAGACCUUGCACGACAAACAGGUGGACGAGAUCAAGCACCGGACGGAGGAGCAGCUCAGGGAGAAGAGGAAAGGCCUGGACAAGAGCACCGGCGACAAGGAGGAGCUUAACAGGAAAAAACGAGAAAUCAGCAAACAGAUCGUGGAGGAGGGCAUCAAGGAGAGACAGCGGCUAACGGACAUCCACGACAAGAAGAAGGUGGAGCUGGAGAAGCAACACGAGGACAUCCGGACACAGUUUGAGGAGGAGAAGUUGAAGGUCAGUGAUGAAUCCGGGGAAAAAAGAUGAUUGUGUUGUUUCUCU